Panicum virgatum (switchgrass) is the source of this 1920-nucleotide messenger RNA. RefSeq names its product E3 ubiquitin protein ligase DRIP1-like. Lineage: Eukaryota; Viridiplantae; Streptophyta; Magnoliopsida; Poales; Poaceae. Bases 797 to 1684 code for a protein of 295 amino acids. The transcript has 8 exons. Gene Ontology annotation, molecular function: ubiquitin-protein transferase activity. The record is from RefSeq and is a predicted model, not a curated record.
CUUCCUAUCCUCGCCGCUCGCCUUUGCCGGGCACCCUCGGCGUCUACUUCCUCGCCUCGCCCCGCACCUACAAGAAGAUAGAUUUGUUGGACAAAGUUGAUCGCUGGCCACAAGAACCAGACAUGUCUUCUCCUCCUAAUGAGAAGUCUGUACUCACAUUUUUUCUUCCUGAUUUAUUAUGCUUUAUUUCCUGGUUCAGGUGCUCGGUAAUCUCAAUAUUUUGCUUGCUCUCAUGACAGCUGUUUGUUACCAUGUUAAUCUGAUGGAGCUAUGAGUGUGGAUUUUAUUCUGCACACCUGAAGCUACAGAAUUUAAAAGUUUGGCACCUUCAAGCUGAUUAUAUUCAGUCUAUAUUGGCCUGAAAUGUACAUAUUAUCAGUGAUUAUAUUAGGUUUUAAAGAUUUUCAGAGCUGGAUUUUGGUACAGCUUAUAAAUCGUUCCAUGACUCAAAGGCGCACACAAUCUCUGCAAGCAGGAUAUAUCUGUUCCAUAAAAACUGUGAGCAAUACUUAUAGUUGGACAGACUCAAAGUUCUUUCAUUUCUUGUCACAUUGGUAUUCAAUAGUCAAGAUUGGCAGAAUAGGAGAACUGCUUGAUGAAUGCCUGCCGUGCCUGGCUAGAGCCUGUUUUGGUCGACGAAAAGGUGCUAGAGCUCCUUUUGGUUGUUGAUGCUAUCUUGGUGUCUGCUGUGCCUAGCUAACUGAUAGUUGUAAAUAACAUAUGUUAUAUUUUUUUGCUACGGACAUAGGUUCAUACCCUUGCAUUGCUAAAUUUUAAUGGUAUUAGCAUGUAAUGGAUGUCGUACCAACCACCUGAUGCUCGCUUCUGUCUCAAGUUCCCGAUGCUGUACCAGGAGAGCCCCCUGUACCAGGAGAGCCCCCAGAACCUGCUGUUCCGGCAGCGGAUCAUCGGGUGGAUGGCUUAUGGCAUCGCCAGUGCCGUGUCAUCUUCUUCCUCACCACGGCGUCGCUGCAGCACUAGGUGUUCCGGUGGUAAUAUCACAAAGAAAGUUGGGGGAUGGAGACCUUUAGGUUCUCAAUUUAUAGCUGCUAAAAAUAAAAGGUCUCUUAGAUCCAAAUCAGAAGAUGCAAAGAUGACAGAAAAUAAAUCUGAUGAUCCAGUUGAUGAAACUCCUAUCAGUCAAUCAAAGACUAAGAGGCAGUUUACAAGACGUGGAAAUCUGGAGAAGAGAACAGGAAGCAAGAAACUGUUGAUUUUAACGGGAAAACAGAAAAACAUCAAGCCAAAGCUGCCUAACAAGAAGAGAAAGUUGCGAGCAUUAUGGUUCAACCUUGUUGCUGCUUUUGACCAGAAAGAUCAGCCUCCUCUACCACAGGUAGUAUCAAAUUUUUUGAGGAUCAAGGAUGUAGACUUCCUUGCGUCCUUCAUACAGAAGUACCUCAUGCAGAAACUUAAUCUUUCAAGUGAAGCUGAGCGGCCAUUUUGUUCCAGGUUCAUCUGGUACCAACAGAGGUGUCUGUUCUUGCAGGUGGAUAUAUUGUGCGGUGGCAAGCCAGUAAGCCCAGGAAUGACACUGCACGAUCUAGCAGGUUGCUGGCUCAACAAAGGACAAAAGGGCCGAGUGCGGUCAUAUGUAGGCACACCUGCUGAUGGAUUCAUUGCGAAGGUAUUCUAUGGCAGGUCAGGGUCGUCCAAACCUGAAACUGAAAAUAACCAAGGCUGAUCAAGAGCUUCCACUUCAUUUCUGAAGCAGCGACGCGUCAUUUCAUUCCUGAAAAUGAUUCUUACGUUGCCAAAGUGGGAAACAUUUGUAUGUAAUCCUCUCCCUUUUUGGCCAAGUGUAUAAAAUCUAAUUAGUGACAACCAUGUCUGUAAACAAGUUUAUAUAUUCUUGAUUUGUCUACUUGGUGAAACUCUUACACCAUGGAGUAUAUUAUGUAGCUCCGUAGAGUUGAUAUA